GCCUUGGGCUGCCCGGCUCGCCGAGGCGGCUGUUUGACCGCAUCGUUUCGCUGCGAGUGCAGCGGGCGCGCCAAAGCCCGGCAGCGGCGUGGUCCCGGCUGCUGGAGGGGCUGGCGAGGCUGCAGCUUCCCGACUCGCUUCUCGAGCAGGACUGGGCCUCCCUCUCUGGCGGCGAGAGCCAGCGCGUCUACCUGGCGAUGAUGGUGGCGCUGCGGCCGCAGGUCCUUCUCCUCGACGAGGUGACGAGUGCGUGCGACGGCGAGGCGACCGCGCUUGUGGAGGCGCUGGUGGCGCAGGCCGCGGUCGGGGCGGUCUGGAUCACGCAUGACACGGCGCAGGCGUCACGGGUGGCCACCCGCAUUGUGGAGUUCCAAUUAGUGGCUUGCGAUGCUCUAUGCUGACCGCGCCCACGGCUCUACUACGGUUCAUCCUCGUCGAACUACCGUUCGCGCUGAAUCGCGCCCUCCUCUCUAGUGCUACCUUGUAAACGGACACCGCGCCCAGUAGUGCAGCCGACGCGGCCCAGUAGUGCAGCCGACGCCACACCGAGCGUGUCAUACGAACCUUAUUAGCGCCGUGGUGCCGUCGUUGCCUUGCGGCGUGCGUCCAUGGACAGUACUCAGUAGCAGUUCUCGUUCAGUAGCGUGUACCUAUUUCCAACUAAUCCGCAUCUACCGUGUCCU
Emiliania huxleyi CCMP1516 is the source of this 683-nucleotide messenger RNA. RefSeq lists its product as hypothetical. The record is from RefSeq and is a predicted model, not a curated record. The transcript has 4 exons. NCBI's taxonomy places the organism in Eukaryota, Haptophyta, Isochrysidales, Noelaerhabdaceae. The coding region runs from base 198 to 401 and encodes 67 amino acids.